Ornithodoros turicata is the source of this 2284-nucleotide messenger RNA. RefSeq names its product ATP-binding cassette sub-family F member 3-like. The coding region runs from base 35 to 2185 and encodes 716 amino acids. The record is from RefSeq and is a predicted model, not a curated record. NCBI's taxonomy places the organism in Eukaryota, Metazoa, Arthropoda, Arachnida, Ixodida, Argasidae. The transcript is spliced from 18 exons. Gene Ontology annotation, molecular function: ATP binding; ATP hydrolysis activity.
UCUUCGCUGGCAACAACAUCCAUUUCAGCUAAAAAUGGAAGCAGUCGAAGAUGUCCUCAUAGGCGCUUUUCCUAAUAUUGACGAAGAAUUGUUUGAUUAUCUUGAAGGAGUCUUAGAUGGUGGAAAAGACGAUUUCGUGACACCGGAUGACAUCUAUGACGCCGUAGGUGACAUGCUUCAUGAAAUAUCUGAGGACUCGAAGGAUGAAGGUGAAAUACGAGACAUAUGCUCAAGGUUACUGGAAGUAAUGAAAGGUGAAACGGGUGCUAUAAACGGAGACGGCAAUGUCUCCUGCGCAAAGGUACUCAGUGCACCGGUACAACUGAAGAUGAUGGCACAAGAUUAUGAAGACAAGUCUGCAGAAGUUACUAGUAUAUGGGUGAAGCAAAGAGACAACACACUGCAAGUUGACCAAAAGAAACUGGAAAAGGCGGAAGCAAGAUUACGGCAAAAGCAGGAGAAGAGAGAGGGCGUUGAGAAGCCUUCUGCACCUCCCCAACCUGUUCUGAAAGCAGCGACGGCAAGCCAGGCUGUCAGCAAGAGAGAAGCGAGGCUCGAAAGCAAGGGUGGAAGCAGAGUGCAGGACAUCCGCAUAGAAAACUUUGACAUCGCCUUCGGAGAAAAAUCACUCCUGUGUGGAGCUGACUUGACGCUUUGUUAUGGGCGACGAUACGGCCUGGUUGGAAGGAAUGGCAUUGGGAAAACUACGCUUCUUCGGAUGCUUUCAAGUGGGCAGCUCAAGAUCCCAUCACAUAUUUCCAUUCUGCACGUCGAGCAGGAGGUUGUUGGUGAUGAUACGACAGCUUUGGAUAGUGUCCUGUCCUGUGACGAGAAGCGUCAACGGUUGCUCGAUGAGGAGAAGAGACUUACAGCACUGGCUGCCAAAGAGUGUGAAAACGAAGACCACAACAUAAGCGAACAGUUGUCUCAGGUGUAUGCAGAGCUGCAGCAUAUUGAAGCUGAUCGUGCUCCUGCUAAAGCUUCAGUUAUUCUGGCUGGUCUUGGGUUUACUCCAGCUAUGCAACAAAAGAAAACAAGGGAGUUUUCCGGAGGAUGGAGGAUGCGUAUUGCGCUUGCAAGAGCUCUCUUCACAAAACCCGAUCUGCUUUUACUCGACGAGCCAACAAACAUGUUAGACAUGAAGGCGAUUAUCUGGUUGGAAACAUAUCUUCAGGAGUGGCAAUCAACACUCCUAGUAGUAUCGCACGACAGGCUAUUUCUUGACUCUGUGCCAACGGAUAUUUUGCACUUUCACUCGCAAAGAAUAGACAGUUACCGCGGAAACUAUGAGAAUUUUGUGAAGGUCAUGACAGAGAAACUGAAAAACCAGCAGCGAGAGUACGAAGCUCAGCAGCAAUAUAGGGCACAUGUUCAAACUUUCAUCGACAGGUUUAGGUACAAUGCAAACCGUGCUGCACUAGUACAGAGUAAAAUAAAGAUGCUAGAGAAGCUACCUGAACUGAAGCCAGUCGAGAAAGAAGCUGUAGUCACACUGCGGUUUCCAGAUCCAGAGCCUCUGUUCCCCCCAAUUCUACAGCUGGACGAAGUUACUUUUUCUUACUCGUCAGGCCACAAUAUUCUGGAAGGAGUGAACCUGUCUGCCAACAUGCAGUCUAGAAUAUGUAUCGUUGGUGACAACGGUUCUGGGAAAACUACCCUACUCAAAAUUCUCACUGGCGAACUUAAUCCGACUUCCGGCAUUCGUCAUGUACAUAGGAAUCUCGUCAUUGGCUAUUUUACUCAGCAUCACGUCGACCAAUUGGAGCUAGGAGUGUGUUCGCUAGAGUUUAUGGCAAGGCGAUUUCCAGGAAAGUCAGCAGAGUACUAUCGUCAGCAACUAGGUUCUUUUGGAGUUACUGGAGACCUGGCAUUACAGUCCAUUGGAAGUUUGUCAGGGGGGCAGAAAAGCAGGGUAGCCUUUGCUAUUAUGUCCAUGUUGCGGCCUCAUUUCCUCAUCUUGGAUGAGCCUACAAACCAUUUGGAUAUUGAAACCAUAGAAGCACUUGGGCAUUCUUUAAAUACAUUUCAGGGAGGUGUAGUGCUUGUGUCUCACGACGAGCGUCUCAUUCAGCUGGUGUGCCAAGAGCUCUGGGUGUGUGGCAACAAAAACGUGUGCAGUAUUGAAGGAGGAUUCCCACAGUACCGAAAGCUGGUCGAAGAGGAGCUGGAAUCCCAGGGUCGAUAGGCGAUCUGCUGCUGCUGCUGCUGCUCUAUUUAUGUACAUGCACAUUGCAAAUAGGGAGAACUAAAGGUUAUUUUAAUAAAUGUUCCGCUUUAAGUGUUA